GCCCUCCUGCUCCGCCCUCAUACCCCCUCUUCCUCCCCAAGGGGCCGCCCCAGGGGCCCUGGGAGAAACCCCUAGUUGAGGCCCCAGGGGAGAGCAGAGAAGGCAGGUGCAGGGUGGGGCUACCAGAUGGGGGGCCCCUGUGCCCCCUACCCGCCUCCUACCACCACCAUCAGGAGCUCAAGCCGUAUUCAGACCUCCUGGCAGCCACCCCGCUGCUCGCCAGCAGCCCCGGGGCUCGGUGGGGAGGGGCAGCAUGGGCGGGCGGCUCUCGGGACCCCUGGAUAAGCGGCAGAAGCAGCAGCUGAGGGCUCGGGUGGACACCCUGCUGGGGGACUUCCUUCCCUGCUACCGAGGGCAGCUGGCCGCCUCUGUCCUGAGGCAGAUCUCCCACGAGCUGGACCCCCAGGAGCCCGUGGGGUGCCAGCUGCUACACAGCAAGAAGCUGCCCCGUGUGCGGGAGCACCAAGGACCCCUGACAUUGCUGCGGGGUCACCCAACGCGGUGGCAGCCCGUCUUCUGUGUCCUGCGCGGGGACGGCCUCCUGCAGUGGUUCAGCAACAAGGAGGACCAUGAAAGCGGGGGGCGACCCCUGGGCUCAGCCACCCUGACGGGGUUCACGCUCCUAACUUCACAGUGCGACUACCUCCGUCUUCUGGACGCUGUCUGCCCGCACACCUCGGGAGGCCCCACGCCGGAGGAGCCGGAGGCCCUGCUGGACACAGCUGUGAGCUGGCCCCUGUUCCUGCAGCACCCCUUCCGCAGGCAUCUGUGCUUGGCAGCGGGCACCCGGGAGGCACAGCGGGCCUGGCGGCUGGCCCUGCAGGGUGGCAUCCGCCUGCGGGCCACAGUGCUGCAGCGAAGCCAGGCUCCCGCCGCCCGCGCAUUCCUGGACGCCGUCCGCCUCUACCGGCAGCAUCGCGGCCACUUUGGUGAUGACGACGUGACCCUGGGCUCGGACGCCGAGGUGCUGACGGCACUGCUGCUGCAGGAGCUGCUGCCGGAGCUGCGAGCGCACAGCCUGCCCGGCCUGCGAGGGGCCGGCCGAGCGCGCGCCUGGGCCUGGACCGAGCUGCUGGACGCCGUGCACGGCGCCGUGCUGGCCGCGGCCUCGGCCGGGCUGCGCGCCUUCCAGCCGGAGAAGGACGAGCUGCUCGCCGCCCUGGACCGGACGCUCCGCCCCGACCUGGACCACCUGCUGCGGCUGCGCGAGGCGGCGGCGGCGCGCCUGCGCGCCCAUCUCCAGGCCCGGCUGGAGUCGUGCCUGCGCCGGGAGGUGGACCCGCAGCUGCCUCGGGUGGUGCACUCACUGCAGAGCGGCGUGGAGGCCACGCUGGGGGCUGUGCGGGGCCUGCUGGCCCAGGCCAUGGAGCGCCUCUCUCGGCGGCUGCGCCGGACCCCAUCCGGAGAGCGGCUCCGCCGGGAGGUCUACACCUUCGGGGAGAUCCCUUGGGACCCCGAGACGAUGCAGGUGUGCUAUCGCGAGGCAGAGCGCAGCCAGAGGCGCCUGGAGCAGCUGCUGUCCCCGUUCGGCUUCCUGGGCAUGCGGGGCCUGGUGUUUGGGGCCCAGGACCUGGCACAGCAGCUCAUGGCCAACGCUGUGGCCACCUUCCUGCAGCUGGCUGACCAGUGUCUGACCUCGGCCUUGGACCGCGCCCAGGCUGCUGGGCAGCUGGAGAAAGUGCGGGGCCGUGUGCUGAAGAAGUUCGAGUCGGACAGCAGGGCAGCUCAGCGGAAGUUCACCCGCGGCUGCCUGUCCCGUAUCUUCCUCCCCUUCCUGCUGAGCCGGCUACUGCCAGGCAGCAAGGUGGAGCUGCCUGAGGCUGAGGGGGAUGUGCUGGCUGCUGCGGGCAGCAACCAGGCCCUGACCAUCGAGGGCAUCUGUGUGGACGUGAUCCGGGCUGCCUUGAUGGAACAGAUUGACCUGGAACUGGCAGCAGCCCAGGGUGCUGGCUGCUUGGACACCCCGUGGAACCCAGAGGGGGUGAGCAGCUGAUGUCAUGGGGAGCGGACCGCGUGCGCGCGUAGGGUGGUGCACCUGCUGGCGCCAACGCAGCCAGGCCUGGAAAGACUGUUUUUUCUUAAAUAAAGCCGCAUCUGUGUUGAAGCUGGACAGACUUUGCUGUCCUUC
Ochotona princeps (American pika) is the source of this 2128-nucleotide messenger RNA. It is a transcript of the gene NIBAN3, whose product is annotated as niban apoptosis regulator 3. The record is from RefSeq and is a predicted model, not a curated record. NCBI's taxonomy places the organism in Eukaryota, Metazoa, Chordata, Mammalia, Lagomorpha, Ochotonidae. The coding region runs from base 254 to 1993 and encodes 579 amino acids. The transcript has 15 exons.